Sugiyamaella lignohabitans is the source of this 678-nucleotide messenger RNA. RefSeq lists its product as uncharacterized. Bases 1 to 678 code for a protein of 225 amino acids. The record is from RefSeq and is a predicted model, not a curated record. Lineage: Eukaryota; Fungi; Ascomycota; Dipodascomycetes; Dipodascales; Trichomonascaceae. The transcript has a single exon.
AUGGAUUUCUUGGUCACAGAUGUGUUUGAAAAGGGGGCUAGUGACGGCACGUGGAACCUGCUCUGGUAUCAGUAUAUUGAGGCGAUUGGCCGUCAAUGCGUGAACCCCGAUAGAAAAUUACGUGCUCAGGCUCUGAACUACUUCCAGAGGGUUCUGCUUUCCCAGGAAGUUCAUUCCAGACAGGGGUUCGAUUGGAUCGCUACUUUCGAUAGAGCUAUUUUCCCGUUGAUUGCCACGAUGCUGAAACCCGAGGUCUACGAAAUCGACCCUAAUGGCAUGGCUGCCACAAGACUUCAAGGAGCUUCUCUUCUCUGUAAGAUAUUCCUUCAGUAUGUCAUCCAAGUGCAACAGCAUUCUAAAGACGUUCUCAGCUUGUGGAUCCGCAUUCUCGACACGUUAGAUCGUCUUGUAAACAGCGGUCAACGAGACUCGCUUAAAGAGUCAGUGGUCGAGUCACUCAAAAACGUCAUCCUCGUCGUCAGUUCGUCCGAGUUUGGUGCUGAUGAGGAAUUCUGGGAUCAGACUUGGAAACGUCUUGAUAGUUUUGUCCCUGGUCUCAAAGAAGAGCUUUUCCCGGCAGCACCACCCUCACCACCUGCACCCCCUGCUCCUGAGACAACUCCCCAGACCGAGCAAAAUCCCGAGGCAGUCACUGAAACUCCACCUGCUUCUUCUUAA